ACCCCUCGUUUUCUCGUUACUGCCACGUUGACGCUACUUAGAGCCCGGCGGUGUUUAGCUCCGUUGUCUGUACCUGUGUCGUCGGAAACCAACGGAUUGGAAGGACUUUUAAAAAUAUGGCAGGAAAGAGCCAAAAGCUGAAGAUAGCUCGCUGUAUCACCAAUCUUCUUAGCUUACCAUGGCCUACUACUUAGCUCUACUUCUUAGCUCUACCAAGAUUUUAGUUUGGACGAAUUUGAGGUUAUUGGGGGCAACAGCAGGUGGCAAAUCAGGCUCGGUGGAAAGGGGCAAAUACAGGUUGGCUCCAGUUGAAACGGCUUGAACGGCGUCCCUGUGACUCACUGUCUGCACCAAUUACGAAAGCGAUGACGUCUGUGUGUUGUUAUGAGGUUCUCGAACUGAGUGGGUAGAAAUGCGAAGACCUAGAGUUCCCACCUUUCCUAAUUACAUUUGUCCUACCUCAUCGACUGGACUAUAAGCUUCACAGGUCCUGCUUCUCUCUGUCUGCACUCUCCCAUGUGGUCCCUCAAAGCAUGCCAGGUGCUUCCUCCAGGACCUAUUUAGGAACAGGCCUUCGAUAUUUUGAAUCACCUUUACAUGGAGCACAAAGAUGAUGACAAUGAUGAUGUGUCUUUUGCCAAAUGGAUGAGCAGCUUCUGGGGUCACAGCUGGACAGAGGAGGAUGAGAGAGGACUCCGGGACCGCCAUGGAUCACAAGACUCCAGUUACAGGAAAACCUCCCUGCCCUGCCCAGAGAAAGCUUCUACUGAUCAAGAAGAUAAAAUUUCAGUCCAACAUGAGAUUUGUUUGUUUCCUGUGCUUCCCAGCAUGAUGUCAUCUGACAGCCAUCCUAGAAGGCAUUCUUAUGAGGACCAGGGAUUUCAAUGCCAUACUCACAUGCGGGAUUACGGAAAAUGCUCAGGGGAUGGGUCAUUCAAGGAGCCACUGGAAUCAAAAAGAAGAUCCCAUUCCAAAAUUCAGGCAUUUUCAGAGUCCUUUGAACAGCAACUCUGCUUUAGAACCAAACGCUCUGUCUCUUCGGGACCUGAGAGCAGAAAGGAGAGAAAUGAGAGAGAAUGCCGGGCACUGGAAAUGAGGUCUUGCAAGAAAGCGGAGGAAAGAAGGAGCUCUAGGAAGGAACAGCGUGGAGAAGCGUACCUGCCUGCCCUGUCUGAAAAGGGGCCCAAAUAGUACUUUGUUUUCCACACCAUGACUACUGAUGCUGCUGUGUUUUUUUGAGCCCCAAUUCACCAGGCCCAGGAGUGGUAGCUGUAAAGAGUCUGCAGAUGCUUAGUGACUCAAGUGGGUGGUUGAUUCAGCUGCUCCCAAGACAGCUUGCAUCAUACUCCAGCUGCUUUACAGAGUGUGAUCUGCUCUGUUGCCCUUUUAUGGGAAUAAAAAGGAUAAAAGGUAUUUUAAUAGCAUAAAGUAAUUCUUGAAAAUGUGAAGAGAGAUAUUUAAAAAGCUACCCACACAUCUUCCCCAACCCUUC
This is a messenger RNA of Physeter macrocephalus (sperm whale), 1492 nucleotides long. RefSeq names its product leukemia NUP98 fusion partner 1 (gene LNP1). The transcript is spliced from 7 exons. NCBI's taxonomy places the organism in Eukaryota, Metazoa, Chordata, Mammalia, Artiodactyla, Physeteridae. Bases 598 to 1191 code for a protein of 197 amino acids. The record is from RefSeq and is a predicted model, not a curated record.